AGAAAUCGACGUUGUAACGAGUGACUAGUGAAUUGAACAACGGCGGAAUAGCGUGUAGAAAACCGUAAAAUGCACUAAUUGCAAAGAUGGAAAAUUAGAUAAAGAAUAUAAAAAAUAGAACAAAGUGCAUGCGAACAUAUAUAUACAUAUGUAUAUACAAAUUUAUGUGCUGCAAUUAAUUUAAAGACUUUAUUUAAAUAAAAACUAAAAAAAAAUUUAUUUAAAAAAAUCGUAUUUUCAAACAUUUAAUGUUCACUUGCAACCAGCCUUAAGUGCAAAUAUGCAUUUUUCCAUAAUAUCGCCGCACAAAUGAUGGGAUGUGGUUCAUCGAUGGACACGAAUAGUGUAAUUGAAGAGCCCAUACAAAGCUUGGAGCGUUGGCAGCAGGGUGACAUGGAGCCCACUGCCGUCAUCGAGGAAUUUGUGGGUUUGGAUGAACGCAUCAGCAAAUUGGAGGCCACUUGUCCGGGGCCGCGUAUGGCCACCGCCGAAGCAUGGGUGGAGCACUUGCAGUCGCAACGCGAUUCAUUGCUCGGUGUUGACACCUUAGAUAUGGCCUUGAAUCCACAAAAUAACGGAGUGUUGCAACAGCAGCAGCAGCAACCACGACAACACCAACAACAACAACAGCAAAUGAAUAGUGAAAUAUUGACCCUGAAUGAGAUCGAUGCAACAACACCGCCACCCAUACAUCAACCGCCCCUACAGCCGCUAAGCGUUACUGCAGCCAUAACAGCAAUGUCAAAGGUAAACAGAGGCACAUUACUGCAUGGAAAUGGCGCCACUACAAAUGGCGUAGGCGGUGCGGCACGACAGGCUAAUAACAGCAUAGUGGCCAAUACACCCACCCAAGAUUUGGCUAAUCUUGCCAUAAAUUUGGGUGUUGUUGGCGAUGUAAAUAAGGCUUCCACACAUGAGGAUUUCUUUGCGAAUCUCAGUGAAUCUGCGCUUUAUCUAACUUCAAUCCGUUAUUAUACGGAAAUACUGGAACACACUAAGGUGCGACUGAAAACCUUAACGGAAAGCUACAACGAAUUAAAUGAGCUAUAUGUGCAUCACGACGGCAUUAUAGCCUUUAUCAGUGGCGGUACGUACAUGACGCGGUUGGAGGAGAGUCUUGACGCGCAAUUGGAGACGGCGCGUGAUGUGCGCGAUAAAUUAGGCAGCGCUUUGGAGCAAUGGCGUAUAUGCGGCACUCUGUUGCGCACCAGCGCAACUUCAGCCACACAAGCUUUAAAGCAGUGGCAACAGUUGGCUAAAGCGAUUGAUCCGAAACACAAAAUUCAACUUGCUUUGGAAUGUCGUACGGCACUGCAGGCAGCUUUGAUAUCGGUGGAGUGUGCGCAAUUGGCGCUGCCACAUGUGGAAAUCAAGCAUAUAAGCAAUCGGCAACUGCUGGCAGUUAAGCAUUGCAACACCUACAUGAUUACAGAUAUAGCCAAUCUUGCACGAUAUCAGCAUACGAGUAAAGUAUUCACCUCCUUUGAGAGUAAUACGUCCAAAGCUUCGAUGUGGUUGUAUGAAAUGUUCAACAAAACUUUGCGUCAUGAUUUCGAUAAAGCCGAGGAAACGGUGCGUCAGUUGGCUAAAACAUUGAGGGAUCAUCGCGAGGAGAUUUUCACCGCUGCUCGGAAAUAGUAGAAUACGUUUGCUCGGAAAUAGUAGUAAGCACUUGCUCAAAGCAAUUAGUUGCAAUAGUUGUAAGAAAAAUUUUUCAUUAUACAUUUUAUUUAUAGUUUAUAUUUAUUAACAAAUUAAAGCAUUGUUUAAAAAAAACGUCGUUAAACUUAA
This is a messenger RNA of Bactrocera oleae (olive fruit fly), 1791 nucleotides long. RefSeq names its product sayonara (gene synr). The record is from RefSeq and is a predicted model, not a curated record. Lineage: Eukaryota; Metazoa; Arthropoda; Insecta; Diptera; Tephritidae. Gene Ontology annotation, cellular component: cilium.